Messenger RNA from Ruditapes philippinarum (Manila clam), 10044 nucleotides. RefSeq names its product kielin/chordin-like protein. The record is from RefSeq and is a predicted model, not a curated record. Lineage: Eukaryota; Metazoa; Mollusca; Bivalvia; Venerida; Veneridae. The coding region runs from base 143 to 8812 and encodes 2889 amino acids. The transcript is spliced from 43 exons. Gene Ontology annotation, molecular function: protein binding; serine-type endopeptidase inhibitor activity; oxidoreductase activity.
AACAGACGGUUAUGAUCGUUAUGGAUUUAGAAGCUCAGGUUUAGAUGCUCAGAGGUGUAACUAUUUCUACAAGGGACCUUUUGCCACUUUACAGUCACGAAAGAUUUGGAAUGUGCUAUUGGUGCAGUCGAAAACAUUCCUGAUGAGCUUGGCAAGGACCUGCCCGGGUCUCAAACCUCUACCGUUCAACUGGUUACAACAGUACUGGAUCACUGAUAUUAAAGAUGUGACAGAUAUGGUUAAGGUAGAAGAAUCGGACAGCCAGGUAAAAAAUUCAGCCAGGUUUUGUUUUGACAUUGAUGACUUUGUGAACCCGUGCAGAUGUGACUCUGAUAUUGCAACAUGUGACAACAACCCAUGUGUGACAGAUACAUGUCCGUCUUACCCAGAAGCAAAAUGUCGGGUAGAUUUCUGUGGCGUUUGUAAGGCCAGAUGGUAUGUUACUGGCAAAGAAGUUGACUGCUUUGAGGAGAGAGAUUUCUGUGCACCUAACCCCUGUGAGAAUGGUGGGACUUGCGUCCAGUCAGUAUGGCCAUUAGAGCCGCAACUUACAACAUGUAAAUGUCCACCAGGAUUUGAUGGUCACUACUGUCAGUAUGUAGCUCUAGAAGUCUGUGAACUUCCUCUUAGUACAGGAAGUUGUUCAGAUAGGUCAUCCAGAUGGUAUUUUGACAGAACUACACAAUCGUGUAGAUCUUUCAUAUAUAGUGGGUGUACAGGAAAUGCCAACAACUUCCUCUCAAGGGAGGCUUGUGAGACUAGAUGUAGGAUAGGAGCUUGCUGCUAUAGAACAAUAAAGAACAAGGAGGCAAUUAUAGGCUAUGAUCUUCAAAGUUAUGACAUGUAUGGUUUUGACGUGGAAGGACGAAGCCGCAGGGGAGAUGUCAGAAUUGAGGACAAUGGUAUUAAAACCGGAAGAAACCGGUUUUAUCCAGACAGAUAUGAUUGGCAAGGAUUUGAUCGUAAUGGUUUAGAUCGUGAAGGCUAUAAUAGAUGGGGCCUGGAUAAAGCUGGAUACACUCGUGAAGGAUAUAAUCUAACAGGUUAUAACCAGGCCGGGGAAUAUGAUGGUAACAUAGACUACAACAAGGAUGGCUAUGAUGAGGAAGGAUAUAAUAGACUUGGCUAUAACUGUGAGGGUUUCAACAGAAACGGUUUGAAUGCCUUUGGAACAUACACAGAAUAUGUAUAUAGGUGUAGACAGGCUACUCUUGCACAAUGUCAAAACCAAGAGAAUGAAUACACAGAUGUGAUACAAUUCUCUAGAGGUAAAAAAUGUGAGGACGUUAAUUGCAGGGAGGCCAAGUGCGGCUGCGCUUAUAAUAAUAUGUCAUACAAAUUUGGGGAAACCUUCCGUGCCGGUUGCCAGUUUUGUACAUGUACAUACACAGGUGCUGUUGAAUGCUCGUGUCCUCAGAUUUAUCGCAGGAAAGAAAUACGCGAUAUGACCACUGAAGAGCUACAGAAAUACCAGGAUGCUGUGAAAAACUUGAAUAAGAAGGGAUUCCCCUCAGACUGGUUUCGCUUCGCUAAACUAUAUGCCGAUCAUAAAGCUCAAGCUGUCGGAAAUACAGCCUCACUUCCAUGGCACAGGAACUUCCUGCGUAUGGUUGAGCAGAAGCUACAGGAGACUGAUUGUUCAAUAACCAUACCAUACUAUGAUUGGACACUUAAUGCAGGAAACCAGCAAAAAGCAACUAUAUGGGCUGCAGAUAAAUUUGGUGGAGAUGGUUCCGAUAUUACUGGAUGUGUUGAUCAUCAUGCAUUCAAAGACUAUUACCCGCCAUAUCUGGUUCCUUGCUUGAGAAGGAGAUUCAAUUUGGAAGUUCCACUCCCAGAUGUAAUUGACUUACAGAUUGCACUGAAUGAACCAUCGUAUGAUAAAUUCAGACUUCAUAUGGAAUUGUACUUUAAUAUGUUUAAAUCCUGGGUUGGAGGUCACAUGGAAUCAGACCUGAGCCCAUAUGAUCCAUUGUUUUUUUCAGUGGCAGCAUUUAUUGAUAGGAUGUGGUUGGAUUGGCAGAAUAAACAUGAAGCUGGCCUCCUUAAUUAUCCGCAAGAACUCCGUUACAUUCCCAUGAUGCCGUUUAAACUUUCACCAGACGACGUCAUGGACAGUAAGAAACAGAUGUGUGUUACAUACUUUGCUCUUUCAGAAGCUGCAGUUUGCAAUGUCACGCUGCCAAAUCUCAAUUAUAACUCUCUUGGUUAUGACAGGCAUGGCUUCAAUAGAGAAGGUUAUGAUAAUGAAGGUUUCAAUGUGUAUGGUGUGAACCGUAACGGAGAUGCAGACAACAGAGGAAUUUAUAAUGUAAAUGGAUUUGAUCGUCAGGGCUUUAAACGAAACGGUUACGACAGCAUGGGUUUAGAUAGGUUUGGUUUUUCUGAAGACAAUUUUAACAUUGAUGGUUAUGAUUCAAAAGGUUUUGAUAGAAGUGGUUAUGAUCGUUACGGGUUUGAUCAGUCUGGUACAACGCCUUUUGGUUUCAGUAGAAAUGUGACUUCCCUAGUCAAUACCUUUCCGGACACGUUUGAUGCAUAUGGUUAUAACAAAUAUGGCUUUGAUAGAUAUGGCUUGGACCGAAAAGGUUUUGAUAUGUUUGGAUUUGACACAUUUGGGUACGACCAGCGAAGAUGUAAUCGUUACUUCCUUGGGCCGAUGUUGGUGAUAGUAAAACGAUGGGCUGAGAUACAAGUUGAUGCUGUUGAUGAUAAGGCCAUUCGGAUUAUAACCAGAAUAUGUCCUGCACUGAAUAACCUUCCUGAAUGGAUAUAUACAGUGAAUUGGCUACAGAGGGGGUCGCAGGUGCCACUUCUGGAGGGUAUUGUGGGCAGGGCCCAGGAGAGGGUCACAAGUUCGAGACCAGAAAUACGCACCAGUAGUAUCACCGAUGAUAAUAUCUGGUUGCCAGUUGGUCCUGACAAAAGUUUGUGUUUUUAUACAUACUACUACACAGCAUGUCCAUUUGGACAGGCACCAGUGGAAUGCAGUGAGAAUCUUUGUUAUGACAGGAAGUGUCCAGGUUAUCCAGAUGCUUUAUGUAGGGUGAACAAUUGUGGGGGAUGCCAGUAUGAAUGGUAUCAUGGUAUAUCUGGUAAUGUUUUACAAUGCUCGGGAUGUAUAGACAGAUAUGAUAUAGAAAGAGGGGACGGUACAUCCUGGUCCACCUCCGACUGUGAAACAUGCUCCUGUGAGGAUGGUUUAGUGACCUGUAUAGAGGAGACAUGUGAACCAAUAUUGUGUACACAUCCUGUAAAAAUACCCGGCCAGUGCUGUCUACAAUGUGCUGACUGCGAGUAUGACGGUGUUCGUAUAAGGAAUGGUCAAGAGUUUACGCCAGCGGAUAACAAAUGUAAUAAAUGUUUCUGUAGCAAUGGUAACAUUGACUGCAGUUACGUCAACUGCCCAGACCUUGGUUCAUGCUCGUCGCAGCAGACGUUUGAUGGCGAAUGUUGUCCCACGUGUUUAGAUUGUGGUAACAGGGAUAAUGGCGACACAUGGAAGGAAAGUCCAUGUCAAAGUUGCACUUGUGUGGAUGGACGUGUCGAGUGUGACAGGAUUUUCUGUAUCCCCCCUGACUGUAGCCACCCUCGGAAAUUUCCAGGAGAAUGCUGUCCUUCCUGUGACGGUUGUACAGUGGCUGGUCGCGACUUGAGAGACGGAGAAAGUUAUAUGCCAGAUGAGUGUACAGAAUGUGUGUGUAGUAAUGGUAACGUUGUGUGUGAUCCACUCCCAUGUCCUCAAGCACCGUGUCUGACUGCGAUUACACCAAAGGGAGAAUGCUGUCCAAGAUGUGAUAAUGACUGUACAUAUGAUGGUAGACAAUACCGGCAUGGUUUGUCAUUCAGGUCCCCCGAGGACAGGUGUAUCAACUGUACAUGUGACAACACCAUCGUAAGGUGUUCACCCGUUACCUGUCCACGAAUGGAUUUGCCGUGUAGGAGACCUAUAACCCUACCUGGAGACUGCUGCCCCUCAAAAUGUCCCACUUGUCUAGCAGAAGGUAGAGAGUAUGAAAAUGGGGAGAGAUGGACAUCUUUGAUAGACCCAUGUGAGAAAUGUGUGUGUGAAGAGGGCAUUAGUUCCUGUUCAAGGAUACAGAGAUGUCCUCAAGAGUGUGAUCAUGGCGUGACCAGGCCCGGCGAAUGUUGCUCUCAGUGCACAGAUUGUAAUUUCCUUGGUCAAAUCGUGAGAGACUCACAAGUUUUCGUCCGUCCAGGGGAUAAUUGUCAACAGUGCACCUGCUCAAGAGGUCAGGUGACCUGUCAAUCAUUGGGACCAUGUCCAAGGCUACCAUGUAGAGUUACAGAAACACCCCCAGGUGCUUGUUGCCCACAAUGUAAAGUAUGUGAGUACGAAGGUCGGACAUAUAAACAUGGCGAUGUUGUGUACUCUGAUGAUUGUUCUACUUGUCACUGUAGAGAAGGGGAGGUAAGCUGUGAGUAUGUGUCAUGUCCGCAGUUAAGUUGUCGUACCCCAGUACAGUUACCCGGAGAGUGUUGUCCAGUUUGUCAGCAAUGUGAUUACAAUGGGCGUUCGUAUGAGGAGGGUCAGAGAUUCACGCCUAAACUAGAACCGUGCCUAGACUGUGUGUGCCAAGGAGGUGAGGUACGUUGUAACUCUAGAGAAAGUGAAUGUCCAAUAUCACGCUGUACUCAUCCGAUCCGGUCUCGUAAUCAGUGCUGCCCUACAUGUGAUGGAUGCAGUUAUCUACGACGACGAUUUAGGAAUGGACAGAAAUUUGUUCCACCGGGAAGUGAUAAUUGUAAAGUGUGUAGAUGUAUGGGUGGCUCUGUACAGUGCAGUUAUAUGGGUUGCCCACCAGUGAACUGUGACAAUGCCGUGCUAGUGAAGGGUCCAGUGUUGUCCAGUUUGCCCCAUGGGAUGAAGAUAUCAAUUUCACGAAAGGAGGAUGCUGUCGAUUACCGAAGACAUCAGAGUAUGGGGAGAAUCCGGUGUAUGAACAUGAUGUCAUGUCCGACAGUAACAUGUACUCAUCCUGCCAACAGACCCGGGAACUGUUGUCCGUCUUGCACGAUGUGCGAGAUUAACAACGUACAGUACAGGAACGGACAGACAUUUACCAACCCAGCUGAUCAAUGUGAGGAAUGCUCAUGUAGGUAUGGGUCAGUUACUUGUCAGAGAAAAGCUGUUUCCUGUCCUCGUGCCAACUGCAUAGAUCCCGUCCUAGACAAGGAUACAUGCUGUCCUAUAUGUCCGGCUCAGUCUUGUGUGUACGCCGGGCGCCAGUACCGGGAAAGUCAGGAGGUACCAGCAUCACGGGAUCAGUGCGAGGUGUGUCACUGCUCCCAGGGUCUCAUUGAUUGUGGACGUAGGGAGUGUCCAGCUGUCAACUGUAGACAUCCAGGAAGAGACCAGUGCUGUAACACUUGUGAAUACUGUGAAUAUAACAGAAUGCGUUUUGAGUUAGGAGAAAUGUUCCCAAGUCCGUAUGAGAAAUGUGAGGACUGUGUGUGCAAGGCGGGCUCUGUAGAGUGCACAAGAAGAGCAUGCUCCAUGCCAGACUGCAGUAGUCCUACCUACCCACCCGGAGAAUGUUGCCCAGUCUGCUCAGAUUGCACGUUCCAAGGAUUACUGUACCGAGAUGGCAGAGACUUCCAGAAUCCGAGUAAACCAUGCGAGCGUUGUCUGUGUAUUGCAGGCAAUGUAGCUUGUGACAGUAGGCUGUGUCCAAAGGUAUCGUGCCGGUACCCAGUUUUAGUUGACUGUUGCCCAUCAUGCACAGAUUGUCUAUAUAAUAAUGUCCAGUACAAGAACGGGGAGACAUUCUCAAGUGGUCAAGAAUGUGGUCAGUGCCGUUGCAUUAACGGAGAUGUACAAUGUCAAGAUGCUCCGGUGUGUCCGGCGGUCACUUGUCGUCAUCCUGUUACAAGACAAUGUUGUCAGCGGUGUACUGACUGUGAUUAUAAGGGACUAAAUAUUGAAAAUGGCAGUCAAUUUCUUGAUCCUCAUGAUAAAUGCAUUCAGUGUACAUGCAACAACGGAACCGCGUCAUGUGACCGGUUAUCAUGUGACCAACCUACGUGCAACAGUCCGGUUCAAGGAUCUUGUUGUCUUGAAUGUAAAGAUUGUAAUUAUUAUGGCAAAAUAGUGAGAAACGAUGCAAAAAUUCAAAGUGUGCUAAACUCUUGUGAAGAGUGCCGAUGCGUGAUGGGUAAUAUUAUUUGUGACAAGAAAGUGUGUCCUGAACCUCGAUGUACCCACCCAGUCAGAUAUGACUGCUGCCCUGUCUGUGACCAAUGUGACUACGAAGGCAAGAUUCAUAACAGUUUGACCUAUUUUCAAAGUGAAGCAGACACGUGUCAGCGUUGCUUUUGCAGCGUGGGAAGUGUUAAAUGUACCAACACCUGCAGAACUGACUGUUACUAUUUAAGUAAACAUUACACCGAUGGGGAAAUAUUUCCUAGUAUUUUGGAAGGCUGCCAAGAUUGUGUCUGUGAGAAAGGAAAAGUGACUUGCAGCAGACGACAGUGUGCAGAUGUUACAUGUUCCCAUCCAAUCAGAGGUUCUUGUUGUAGCGAAUGCACUGAUUGUUUCUAUGAAAGUAAGGAAUAUAAAAAUAGACAGAGAUUCCAACAUGGUUGCCAAGACUGUACCUGUCAAGACGGUAAUAUAACAUGCACACCUGUUGUCUGCCCACCUGUGACAUGUGAUCAACCAGUGUUUGGUGACUGUUGUCCUGAAUGUGAGAGGCCUACUAGAAGCUGUUAUACUAAUGGUAGACAAUACAAUGAUGGUGAUCAAGUACAAGAUGUAACAAAACCUUGCUCUACAUGUGUCUGUCAGGGAGGAACAGUUUCUUGUGAAAGGCGGCAGUGUCCUGCCCUAACAUGUCAGCAUCCGACCCGUGGGGAGUGCUGUCCCGAAUGCAACAACUGUCAACUGGGGCUGGUUGUUAUACAAAACAGGGACAUGUAUGAUGAUGUUAAUGACAACUGUACUCAAUGUGAAUGUCAGGAUGGAACAAUAAUCUGCAAGAAAAAAUCAUGUGAGAUAGUGCACUGUAGAUAUCCAGAAAGGGGUGAAUGUGGAUGCCCUGUUUGUGGAAGGGGUUGUCGCUUUGGUGACAAGAAUAUCCGGGACAACGAGGUGUUCCCUAACCCAGUGGAUAGAUGUCAACAGUGUGAGUGUAUGGGAGGUAAUGUUGAGUGUUCCAACAGAAAGUGUCCAGUAUAUUGUACCCAUGCUGCAGACAGUGAUGGUUGCUGCCCUAUAUGUGAGACUUGCCUAUACCAAGGUCAAUUCCAGAUCGACCAAUCAUCAUUUAGUCUGUUAGACGAUCCCUGUACACAGUGCAGGUGUGAUAGAGGUAAUGUAUCAUGCUCACAGCUACAGUGUGAGAGACUGGAUUGUGACUACCCAGUUGUUGCAGCCGGGCAAUGCUGUGCCACAUGUUCAGGUUGUUUUGAUCCACAGACAAAGAGACAGCAUGAGGACGAGGAGCAAUGGGUAUCUUCUGACAGCCAGUGCAUUACCUGUACUUGUAAGUCAGGUAAUAUAGACUGCAGGGCCAGAUAUUGUCCUCCAUGUUUGGCAGGGGAAAGGGAGGUUACUGUGCAAGGUCAGUGUUGUCCGAGAUGUGAAAGAAUUCAAAGAGAGAGAAGAUGUGUACAUAAUGGAGGAGAAAAACAGGCAGGUGAUAUAUGGAACACUGAUGAAUGUACAAGUUGCCAGUGUAUGAAUGGAGUAGUCAACUGUUCCAGUACACUAUGUCCCAUCCUGGACUGUGGAUCAGACAAUAUUCCAGCAAUACUUCCUGGUUCCUGCUGCCCUGUUUGUACACCUAAGCCAGGGACAUGUUUGGUGUAUGGAGACCCGCAUUACAGGACAUUUGACGGUAGCACGUUACAUUUCCAGGGAACAUGCCGAUAUUUAAUGGCAACAGAUUGUGAACAAGAGGACUUUAUUGUUGAAGUAGAACAUGACGAUAGAGGUGUGAGUGGUGUAUCAUGGGCCCAGAAUUUUACAAUUAUCCUAGCUGGUAGAAUCACAGUCCAACUUCUUCAACAACAUGUAGUACUGGUAAAUGGAAGGGAUGUCACACUACCAUACAGUGUUGGUACAGAUCUGGCCAUAGAGAGACAGGACACCAAUAUCUUUGUUAAUACAAAAGUUGGCAUUCAGUUUAUCUGGGAUGGUACCAGCUAUGCAGAAGUAUCAGUUCCUGGUAAAUACAGACAUAAGACCUGCGGUUUGUGCGGAAACUUCAACGGCUACCCGCAGGAUGAUUUACGAACCAAAUCAGGGGAGAUAACAAGGUCACCAGCUUUGUUCGGAAAUAGUUGGAAGGCAUCUGAGCAGAGGACAUCUAGAUGUGAAGAUGCCACAGAUACAGAUCCCUGCGUCACAGCUGGUUUCCGUAGACGUAGACAGGCUACAUCCAUGUGUGAAAUCAUACGGACGGAAAAUUUCCGACCUUGUCACAGUGUUGUCAGACUGGAUCCGUAUUUUGCAUCUUGUGUGUAUGAUUUAUGUGCUUGUGUAAACCAGUCUGCUUGUCUGUGUGACAUUUUGACCUCCUAUUCUAAAGAGUGUGCAAAAGCUGGAGUGAGGUUACAGUGGCGGUCAGAUUCAUUGUGUGCAAUGAACUGUGAAACAGAAAAUGGUUUUAUGUUUGAUGAUUGUGGACCAGUGUGUCAUAGGUCAUGUGAUAAUUGGAACAGCCCACUGGGUAACCUCACAGCCAAUUGUUUUAAGCCGUGUGUUGCAGGGUGCCAGUGCUCAGCUGACAAAGUUGUACAUCAGGGAAAAUGUAUUAGCAUAAGAGACUGUCCAAAUUUUGAAACUUAGUAUAAAUUUGUGUCUAGUAUGUUUAGUUAUGGUAAUCUUAAUUUUUCAGUUUAUAUGUUUCAACUUUGUUUUUUUUCAUUAUGGUAGACUGUUUUACAAGUCAUUUGUAUAAUAUAAGUGUUGUUUCUAGUUGGUAUUUGACUGUUUUUUUAAGCUUAAAGACCCCUGUUUUAUCAGUCAACUCCUGAUAAUGUUUAUUUGUCUUCAUUUUUACAAAAUACAAUGAAUAGACUCAGAUGCCUAUUUGUGCCUUGACAUUAUGCAUUCUGUUUAUAUAAACAUACCAUUUCAUGAUUUUUUUCUGACAUCACUGCUAUGAAAUACAUGUAUGUACAUUACAUAACAACUUACUUACUGGUGUUCACAAACAGAUGAAUUAGGCAUCUUAAAUUGCAUUUGGGUGGGUAAAAAGGCAAGAUUUAAGCAUUUAAUCAUUCAAGCGCCUUUGGCCUAUGACAGCUGUUCAUAUUGUUCUAUAAACAACAUUAUUUAUACUUUAAAUGAUUCACUCAAGAAAGCAUGGUCUGUCCAAAAUAUGUUUCCGAAUAAACAAGAGAUGUUAGAACGUGUGUGCAUUUGACUGACUUUUUUUCUUAAUUAUCUUUGUAACCUCUGCACUUAUCUAAAGGAAAAGUCAAUCAAACGCACCUGGAGGAUAUGUAAUUCAUGGGACUAAAUAUGUCAUUUUAAGUCCCAGGUAUUUCUUAGAAGCAUACACAAUACCAUUUCUUGAAGAUUACUCAGUCUCUGGUCAAUAUUGCCAGUUAUUGUCCCCGUCUUCGAAGAAAAAAGUGGGAUAUAGAAAUAGGCUCCGUCUGUCUGCCUUUCCGUCCGUCACACUUUUGUGUCCAGUCCAUAACUUUGUCAUUUAUCAAAAGAAUUUUAAAUAACUUGACACAAAUGUUUGUUAUGAUAAGACGAUGUGUCAUGCGCAACAACCAGAUCCCUACCUCCAUAGUCAAGGUUGCACUUGCUCAUUCAAGGUCAACAUUGUCUAUUUGAGGGUAUAUGUCGUGUCCGGUCUAUAACUUUCUUAUCUUUGAAGGUAUUUUGUAAAUACUUGCCGCAAUUGUUCACAACAAUGAGACAAUGUGUCAUACCCAACAAUCUGUCACCUACUUCCAAGGUCAAGGUCACACUUGGAGGUCAAAGAUUAACAUAGUCUGUUAUAGGGUAUAUUUUGUGUUCGGUCCAUUACUUUUUCAUAUAUCAAAGGAUUUUGAAAAUACUUG